Acanthochromis polyacanthus (spiny chromis) is the source of this 8200-nucleotide messenger RNA. RefSeq names its product WD repeat-containing protein 20. NCBI's taxonomy places the organism in Eukaryota, Metazoa, Chordata, Actinopteri, Pomacentridae. The record is from RefSeq and is a predicted model, not a curated record. The coding region runs from base 359 to 2395 and encodes 678 amino acids. The transcript has 4 exons. Gene Ontology annotation, molecular function: protein binding.
GUUACACCGGGGGUAAGUGGAGCGUAGCGGGGCGGGCUGUCCUCUCUUUACCCCCGGACUGAGCAGCGCCGGUCAGCGGCGGCAGCAGGCGACGCACCGUCACGUCCUGACGCUGGAGGAGGCAGAGACCGGCGGAGGAUGCUGCUCACACCGGCUCAGAUGGGCUGUCUCUGCGGGCUCAAGCGGCAGCCAGCGGCGGAGUAACAUGCAGCGGAGCGGCCCGGGUGUCUGGUCGGCCUCGCUGAGCUCGGCUGCUGCGGCUCUUGUCUGCCUUUUCUCGGCUGCUCGUCCCUCCGUCGCGGCGUGAUCGUUUCCAGGUCAGAAUCUGUGUUUCCUGUGCGGCUUGUUUGUACUGAAAAUGGCCGGAGAUGGCGGCGCUCUGAAGGAUAUCAAUGAGAUUAAAUCCCAGUUCCGGACCAGAGAGGGCUUCUACAAGCUGCUCACCCUCUCCGACUCCCAGCAACGGGGCGGGCUGCCGCGGGGUCCGUCCGCCGGAGCCACGCUGGGCCCCGGGGCCGGCCCCGGUCCGAUACCCGGCGGAGGGGUCGGGCUGCUGCCGGGGCCCGGGGCCGCCGCCGCCGCUGCCGCCUCUUCCUCCUCCAAUGCCGCGGCCAACUCGUCCCCGGCGGGCUUCCUGCCUCCGGUCCGAGUGUCCAUGGUGAAGCUGCAGCCCGAAGACCCGAGCGAGGAGUCGGAGCGGGUCUGCUUCAAUAUCGGCCGGGAGCUCUACUUCUACACCUACACCAACAUCAAGAAGGCCGUGGACCUCAGCAAGCCAAUAGACAAGAGAAUCUACAAGGGAACCCAGCCGACGUGUCACGACUUCAACCAGUACUCAGCCACGGCGGAGAGUGUAGCGCUCAUCGUGGGUUUCUCGGCCGGACAGGUCCAGUAUCUCGAUCCCAUCAAGAAGGAAACCAGUAAACUCUUCAACGAGGAGAGGUUGAUAGACAAAUCCAAGGUAACGUGUCUAAAAUGGCUUCCUAAGUCGGAGAACCUGUUCCUGGCCUCCCACGCCAGCGGUCACCUCUACCUCUACAAUGUGGACCACCCGUGUGGCACCACGGCACCACAGUACUCUCUGCUGCGGCAGGGCGAAGGCUUCGCAGUCUAUGCCUGCAAAACCAAGACGCCACGCAACCCAUUGUUGCGGUGGGCCGUCGGUGAGGGAGGCCUCAACGAGUUCGCCUUCUCGCCAGAUGGUGUUCACGUGGCCUGCGUCGGUCAGGAUGGCUGCCUGCGCGUCUUCCACUUCGACUCGAUGGAGCUGCAGGGCGUCAUGAAGAGCUACUUCGGCGGACUGCUGUGCGUGUCGUGGAGUCCUGACGGUAAAUAUCUGGCCACCGGAGGGGAGGAUGAUCUGGUUACUGUGUGGUCAUUUGCAGAGAGCCGGGUGGUAGCGAGGGGUCACGGCCACAAGUCCUGGGUCAAUGUCGUAGCGUUUGAUCCCUUCACGACUUCACUGGAAGACGACGAGCCUAUGGAGCUCAGCGGCAGUGAGGAAGACCUCCACCAGGGGGCGCCAAAUAACUCCAUGCACUUUGGCCGGGUUCGAACAAGCAGCACAUUAUCGCGUCUGUCUCGGCACAGCUCUAAAGGCGGCUCGGCAUCGGUCACGUACCGGUUCGGCUCAGUGGGGCAGGACACCCAGUUCUGUCUGUGGGACCUGACGGAUGACGUGUUGUACCCUCGGCUGCCACUGUCUCGCGCCUUUACUAACACUUUCGGACCCUCGCUGUCCAACUCUGGCAGCGGGGGAGUCAACAGCACCUCAGGUGGGGGAGGAAGCGGCAGUGUGGAGGGACACCAUCACCCACCCAACACUAACACUGGCACCCCCAACCCACCGACCCUUCCCUUACCGCUUCCUCGCUCGCUGUCACGCUCCAACUCCCUGCCCCACCCCGCGGUGGCAAACGCCUCCAAGGGCCAGGGCGCCUCUGAGGGUGGCGGGGGAGGCGGAGGAGGGGGAGGCAGCAGCGGCGGAGGAAACAGCACCCCCUUCAGCAUCGGCCGCUUCGCCACGCUAUCCCUGCAGGAGCGCAAGUCAGACAAGUCCGGCGGCAGCGGUGGGGUGGAGAAGGAGCACAAGCGCUACCACAGUCUGGGCAACAUCAGCAAGAGCAACGACAAGAUCAACGUGGCGCCGCGGAGCAACCGGCUGGAUGCCGCCAAGGUCCUGGGAACUACGCUGUGCCCUCGAAUGCACGAGGUGCCACUGCUGGAGCCGCUAGUCUGCAAGAAGAUCGCACAUGAGAGGCUGACGGUCCUGGUGUUCAUGGACGACUGCAUCAUCACAGCCUGCCAGGAAGGCCUCAUCUGUACCUGGGCUCGGCCGGGGAAGGCGAACUUGACAGCACAGAACGGAAACUCUCCGAGCGGCACGGUGGUAUAGCUGGAGGAGAAGAUUUGCACUCGUCCCUCCUUCCAUCUCCUCCCUCGUUUGUCAUCGUCUUCUUCUCUCCACAUCGACCCUCGGAAAUGUCAGAUUUGGGUCCAACAACCAGAGACUGAACCUCCCCACCACUGCAGUAUUAUACCCUCAGUCUUACUCUCUGUACUCGCCAUGAACCAGAAGGUUGGAAACUCCUCCUGAAUCCUGCAAAACUCAACAGAUUCAUGAAGUCUUGAAACAGAUUCAUAGUUUGGGAACAAAAGCAAAUGCAUGUCAGCUUACAUCCAGGCUAAGUUAGCUCAUGAGGCUAAUGUCUGGUAGUUGGAUGAUAGAAACUUCGUGGCCAAAUGUUUAUGGACAGCUCUGAUUUAGAGAUGUUUUCUUAAUCGUACAGCUUGCAGGGAUAUUAUAGCAAAGGUUUGCAUCUUGUUAAUGCCCCCAAGUGCAAUUUCGAUCCAUAAGCUAGUGGUUCUUCCAGUUUAAUAAGCAAAGAACCUUGACCGUAACCCUAACCAACACUUUUAGGAUUAACUGGAGCUACAACAUCAGUGUUGGAGCUCAACAAAGUCCAAAAUCUGAUUAGACUAAAAUCGUAGCUACUCUUCAACCGAUUGGUUGCCAGGAAAAGAAAUCCAUAAGCUAAAUAGACCACAGAGUUUUUUUUCUAGCCUAAUUGAACUCUAAAUCAACAUUAAAAUCUAGUAUUUGCAGCAUACCAUAACUGCAGGUUAAGUCAGUGUUUUUAUGUUUUCAUAGCAUAAAUAUGUGAUACCAGCUGACCAGAAUUACUAAAAGAAGCAAAAGAUUCCUUAUGAUGUGAUUUUUAGUAGCUAUAUUAAGUUAGAGAGAAGGUAGCUGCUGUCUGUAGACGAUCAAACAUUGAGCUUUGAUACACAAACUGCCGUUUGCAAAGUUUACACUCGACUCUUUGGCACAAAAUGCAGCCACGAUGACGACUUCUUUGACCUGUUGUCAGAGUAAACAUUCAGUAAAAGGUUAAAUAAGGCAGAACCUGCAGGUUAGACGAGUUCAAAGUAGUGAAAACAUGGUAGUGUUUACAGGUAGUUUGAUCAUCCUGCUGCCAAAAUGGUGGUUUUAUCUUAGAAGACUGUUGAUGUAGAGCUUUUCUCCUCUAAGAAGACACAUGAGAAAUUGUCCGAUCAAUUAAAUUUUGAGCCAAUCGAUCAACAAAUCAGACAAUUGUAAUUUUUAGGUGUCCGUAUCCUUUUGGACGUAAAACACCAACUUUGGUGGCAACAGGAGGAAAUAAUUUGAGUUUGUUAACUAAGGUUUAGCUGCUUAAUUCUCUGUUUCAUCAACUUUAGAUCAGUAGUCGUUCAUUUUCCAGUCAGAGUUGAAUAAAUUAAACGGACACCUUCCAAAAACCGGACAUGGGAGCAGCUAAAUGUCCAGAUGAUCUACUUCAGACGAGGUUUUCAGGAGCAGUUUCCCGCCUCGACGCCACCGUGGGAAUAAACCUUUCAUUUCCAGCUUCAGCCCUUCAUGUUUCUCCGUAGAACGAACUGCAUCGACGUCGUUCCUCUUCCACGUCUGUAACCGAACGAAGCAUCCAGGAGCGAACGUCCGGCCAGGCUCCGACUGCUCCCUCCAUCCUCCCCCUUCAUGCCAGAGACACUGCGAAAGCCACGGCCAUGUAUUUAAGUUAUUUAUUUUAUCACGAGACUGUGUAGUAAUUUAUACUGUACAUAAUGAAAAUACUCUAUAAAUACAAAAAAACGUGAGAUAAAGACUCUGGAGCAGCGACGGAGCGAAGACAAAGCGGGGAAAAAGAAGAAGAAUAUUAAUAUAUGAAGAUCCUUCUAUUGUACAUAGCAACAGUUAUAAACCGAAUGUCUGCUGUUUUAGGGAACUUGAAGAUGUCAACGUGUUUUUAUUUUGUGUGAUAGAGUUUCUCCGGUUCGUCCCCCCGAAAGCAAAAAUCUUUGGAGUCGAGCACAGACAGCCGUUGGCUCUGGAAAACGCCAACAAACAAACACUAUCGCACAUUCCCAAGGUAAACAAACAAACACCAUCUACUGUCUCCAUUCCUGUCGCACCUCAGUCGCCUCCUGCAGGAGUUUUGCACAUAAAAUAAACCCACAGUCCAUCCUGAACUGCACAUUCGGGGUUUUUUAUUUUGUCGUUUGAUCCGACGUCUGUGCAGGAAACGGCUUCCAGAAACUAAAACACACAAAGUCACAGAUUCUCGGCUGGUUUAACAACACAAAACGGGUUUGUUCCCUUUGUCUCUGCAGGGUUCGAUAACUUCUAGAUUCAUUUCUGUUCUGUCAGAUUCAAUAAAUCGAUCCAGAUGGACAUUUCAAGUAUUUAGUGGCUUAAAACAUGACACAAAACCAGUCAAAUGUAAAAAUAAUACAACUAAAUGAUGCAAAAAUGUGAAAUAAUGCAGAGUAAAUUGUGGUUUACAGCAGAAAGGUAACGUUGCAUAUUACAGAAAUGAUGUUACAAAAUGUUGUAAAAUCUCUACAAAACUCCUGAUUCCUGACGUUUUAUCUAAAAAUAAACCAAAAUCAGUCGCAAGCAAAUACAUUUUACAAAAUUAGCAACUUUGUGCUGCCUACAUAAAGGUGUUUAAGGGUAUUAUUUUUGGUUAAAAUGCGAAAAUAAACUCCCUCUUAUUUAAAUAUUGUUGUUUUUCAGCAGAAGUGACCUCAAUACUCAUGUUUAUUAUAAUUUAUGAAUAACAGCCAGGGUGAAAUACAUGAAUUUAUCAAUUAGUUCAGUGACUAAACAUCAACUGGCAAGAAAUUUGGUCAUUAUUUUAGGUUAAAAUGGUAAAACACUGCCCAUCCUGGUAAACAAAAGUUGAAUAUUAGCAUUUUAACAAUUGUUUUUAAGCAGAAGUGGCCUCUACUGAUCCUCAAUAGAAAUGUUUUUAUACCAGCCAUCGUGAAAUGUGUUGAUUUAUCAAAAAAGUUACAACUUUAAUGAAUGACUAAGCUGUUUUUUUUUUUUUUUCAAUUUUCCCCCAAAAAUCACUAAUAUUAGUGCACAAGAUUUCUCACCUUCUCAUUUCUGAUUUUAAAACAGUCAUCAGAUGUGAUAUUAACAAAAAUAAUCUUUCAUAUCGUGAGUUUUUCUGGGUGUUUAAUCAAUAAAAGCACCGAUAAAAUGGAAGCAGUUUGAUAAAAAUAUCAUUUUACAAGUUGGUUCGAUAAAAGCUAAAAUAAUUGAAGCUUUAAAACUGGAUUCAGUUGAUUUGACACUUAAAUGGUGCAAGUUUCAAAUAAAUGUAUUCAGAUUUAGUGGAACCAGAAGACAUGUAAUUUGGAGGUUUUCUUCAGAUCAGUUUUCUUGCAUUGAGCAUCCUGACAGGUUUUAUUAGUCGAGGUAAUAAUCUGACUGAAUGUUUGUUUAAUAUUCACUUUGACGUCUUUUAUUUUGAAAUUCACCCAUGUUUACUUUCUUAAUUUUGGCAGUUUAACGCUGUAAAACAAAUGUUUUAGGAGAAAUGUUGUCAGGAAUCAAUAUGUGAGACUGAAAAAGAGUCCAGAACCAGGUCUGAACUCCCACCUCUGCAGGCUGAGGAGGCGUUUCUCAGCAGAAUCUUUUAUUUCUGGUAUUUUUAUGCACAUUUGUUGAGGGGUUUUUUUUGUUUGUUUUUUUGGAUUCUCUCUGCGUGUUCUCGUGUUACCUUUCUGCGACUUCCCGCCUGCAGAGUCAAGGUUGUGCCCUUGGAGCUUCCUUCUGAUCCGGCUCCUUGAUGUUGCUCAUCUCCGUCGUCAUGGCAACGGCAUGUCUGUCGGCUUUAAGGGCGAAUUAAUGCUUUGUCACUACGACCGUCUGCUCAGAUUUUAAAGGAAAAUUCACCAAAAAUCCUCCUCAAAUACUGUUUGAUUAAGAUUCUGCAAACAGGUUGCAUAAAUUCUGAUCACAGGCAACAACAUCCUGGUCCAAAUGCAUGAAAAACCUGCUAAAUUUAUGAUUUCUCUUCUUUUUUUAAAAAUAGUUUCUCACUUCUUUUCUCUGAUUUUGACAUUUUCUAAGAGAUUCUUCAGCUCUGAUUUCACAGUUUUCCUCUUUGGCUCAAUUUCUAAAUGUUUUCUCUCUUCUCAGUGCAACAGAUUAAAUCACAACCAACUAAACAACAAUCAGAGAUCUCUCAGUCGUAAUGUGGAUGUUUUUUAUGAACAGUUUUAGAUCAGAUAUCCUGCUAUAAAACUCUGAUUGUCCUUUGAUGAAGCAUUUUAGGCUUUUUUCUGCAAAAAAAACUGAGACGUAACUGUUAUUUCUGAGUAGUUUUUAACAUUUACCUGCAGAAUUGAAUUAUUCUGGGUGGUAAAAGGUGCAAAAACAUGAUUCUGCUUCUCCUAAACUGAAGGUAAAACAGGAAUUACAGAUUUUAACCUCUAAUUCUUGCCUUGUGGCCACAUUUCUGUGCAAAAUCUUUCUUCAAAAUCUAACUUUCUGCAACAAAUUUGCUCUUUAACUCACUGAUGUUCGAAGCUCCAAAGACAUUUUUAACCUUUUUAUUAUCAUGUUGUGUAACCCUAAAUUGUUCUGGAGGCCCAAAUUGCUGCUGAAUUGAUCCCAUCUUCCACAAUCACAGAUUUUGAGAGUAGUUUAAAGCUCUAAUUUGGAGUUUUUGAUGCUAUUUUGGGCCUUUUUUGACAAACCUAACCAGAGUUUAGAGUGAAAUUGUCGACAUCCACAAACCAGGAAGUUUAUCUGACAAUGGCUGCAUUUAGUUUCUGCUGCUGUGGUGAUUCAUUUGCAGAAUUGUUUGCAUUUUUAGUUAAAAAUCAGUCCAGGACUUAGAGAUGUUUGUAGAUUUCCUGACUUUUGGUAAUUUGCUGUAUUUUUUGCAUUUCAAAGAUUCCUCUCACUCAAAUUAAACCAAAGUUAAGAUUUUAAUGUAAAUGUGGCUGUUGGUAAAACUUAGACUGCUGGAGAAACUCAGAAUUCAUUUGAAAAGUCAAGAUGACACUAAAACUGUCGUGUUGAUGUUUUAAUACGUUGUAGCUGAAGAUUUUAAAGAAACAAGAUCUGACUGGAGUUUACGCAUCGUCCUGUGAAAUAAACACAAAACAAAUUAUGUAAAUAUAUGUUCUAUAAAAAGGUAAGAUAACCAUAGAAAGAUGCUAAAACUAUCCUGAGUUCAUUUAGAAAUUGAACAAUUGAGUUUCAAACAGAUACAAGAUGCUGUGACUGUUCAAUUUGUCAUUCAAGACUUCAAGAAACAGGAUCUGACUGGAGUUUGUGCAUCAUUUUGUGAAGGAAAAAAGUUCAAUUUUGAAGAAAAAAGUUGUAUUUUGCGGCUAAACCAGCAGAGAGAAAAGUUAAAGAACUAUAAGCUUUGAGUUUGCAGAGUUUGAAGGAUACAAUUGACUGCCGAAGCACUAAAAAGACGAGUUUUGCAGCUGAUUAAACUCAGUAACUCACCUUUUAUUGCCUUAAACCGAUCGUCUGCAGGUAAAAAUAUAAAAAAACAAAAACAAAUCUGAGCCAAAAAUGUACAAUAAUUCACUGAAAACGUUCUUUUCUGAGCCUUUCCUGCACAGAAUCAGUUCAAACGUUCACAACAAGCAUCAGUUCAUGAUUAGCAUCAGUUUUAUUUCUGACCGGAACAAACAAGUUUAAGUUUUCCAGGUUUUCUUUCCCUGUGUGUGUGAAUGUGUGUGUUUGUAUUAAAUAUGCAUCGUCCAUUAUCACCACACACACACACACACACACUAGAACACACUAUCACACAGUCACUGCAGCUGAUGGGUCGGAGUUAAACGGCAGAAAGACGUCACUGUUUGUAAAUGGAGAUCUGUUAUUAAAACAACGUGAAACCUGAAA